AGGUGGUUUCUUUUCGCUGAAGAAGUGUCCUGUGACCGCACGUUAGAGAAAUGACAGGUAUGUGUAUUGUAUGAGGGCAGGAGGUAAUUGGGGCGAAUAGGAGCUAUAAUGUCGGGUUUGUUAGCCAGGGUUUUGUUUUAUCCCACACUCGCUUACAACGUGGUGCUGGAGAAAGUCUCGUCUCGGCGGUGGUUUGAUCGCGUGGACCAGACUGUCAUCCUCGGAGCUCUGCCUUUCAAGUCCAUGACUACAGAGUUGGUUGAAGUGGAAAAUGUUCGAGGGGUGGUAACGAUGAACGAAGAAUAUGAGACAAAUUAUUUUUGCAAUUCAUUAGAGGAUUGGCGAGCAGAAGGCGUGGAACAGAUCCGGCUCAGCACGGUGGAUCUGACAGGAGUUCCCAGCCUGGAACACAUCCACCGUGGAGUCGAGUUCGUUCUUAAACACCGUGAUCAGGGAACCAGCGUCUACAUCCACUGCAAAGCUGGACGUUCUCGCAGUGCCACUCUGGCUGCCGCAUACCUCAUCAGGAUCCACUGCUGGAGCCCAGAACAGGCCUGUACCAUGUUGGCAGAGAUCCGGCCGCACGUCCUAAUUCGCUCUGCACAGCGUGACAUGCUGGACAAGUAUCACCAACAAGUGUGUGGACCAGAAUCACGCCAUGUAUAACACAAAGACCCGUCUUCCUGUGGUUUAGCUGGUGGUUUGUUUUUUUUUUUUUUUGCAUUUUUUAAAUAUAAAACUAUGUGCAUUUCUGCUCAUUUGUGACUUUCUUUUUUCACAUGCAAAAAAAGAAAGAUGGCUGUACAUGUUUUUUUUUUUUGUACUUGUAUAUCGAAACAAUUAAAUCUUUUAAACCAAGUUUCGCUGUGUCCCACGCUUCGCAUCUAAUUUGCAUAUUACAGAUUUUUUUCUCAGUUGCUUUGGCAAUCUGCCUUCACAAUCUGUCAUCACUUGUGCACACAGUGUGUAAUAAAAUCUAUUUCUUGUUGCUUUGAA
Molecule: messenger RNA, 996 nt
Organism: Silurus meridionalis
Lineage: Eukaryota; Metazoa; Chordata; Actinopteri; Siluriformes; Siluridae
Gene: ptpmt1
Product: protein tyrosine phosphatase mitochondrial 1
Exons: 4
Coding region: 109-666 (185 amino acids)
Biological process (GO): protein dephosphorylation
Molecular function (GO): phosphatidylglycerophosphatase activity; phosphatidylinositol-4,5-bisphosphate 5-phosphatase activity; protein tyrosine/serine/threonine phosphatase activity
Source: RefSeq, a predicted model, not a curated record